This is a messenger RNA of Aegilops tauschii subsp. strangulata, 1086 nucleotides long. Lineage: Eukaryota; Viridiplantae; Streptophyta; Magnoliopsida; Poales; Poaceae. The record is from RefSeq and is a predicted model, not a curated record.
AUGAUGCUCAUUUCCGAAUGUCAUAAUGCAUACGACUAUUACGGUGAAUCCGACGCGGAGACAGGCCUUGAUGUCGAAUCAUUAGCUGCAUCUGAUUCUGGGGAGUCGCAAUCGUCGGUCAUCAUGAGUGAGGUGACAGAAGUUGAGGGGAAAAAGAAUGUCCAAGAUACUGCUAGUGCAGAUGAUAAGAGGGAUAUGUUCAUGCAGAUAAUACAAAUGACUUUUACGUCUCACGAGGCUGCGUAUGAUUUCUACAACAGCUAUGCUAGAGAUAAUGGUUUCAACGUUAGAAAGAAUAGGGUCAGGUAUAGCAAAACCGAGUCACGUCAUAUGCGUUAUAGGCGGUUUGUUUGUUCCAGACAAGGAAAACGUGACAGCAGGUUGCUAACCGAGGAAGGACACAGCCGUAGGCUCAGACCCGAGACACGCUGCCACUGCGAAGCGCACCUGACCGUGAAGCUUGACCAAAAGCGUGGGGUUUGGUAUGUUGAUAGUUUUGAGGACAAGCAUAGCCAUAUCUUGGCAGGACCGGACGAGGUGCCUUUUCUUUGGUCCCACAGAAAAAUCAAAGAGUACCAGAGAGCUGAGAUACUGUCCAUGGGAGCUGCAGGGAUUAGAAUUCACGACAUGAUGGAUACCUUCAUCAGCAAACAUGUAUGGUAUGGCGGUGUUGGUUUUACCAGGCGUGAAAUAUACAACCUUUGCGCCAGGGAGAAGAGGAAGCUGCUUUCAAAAGGUGAUGCUGCCACAGUCAUAGGCAUCAUGGUCAGUAGGAAACAGAGGGAUCCUAGCUUCUUUUUCGAGUACAAGCUAGACAAGGAAGGACAUAUGAAUAGGAUGUUCUGGUGUGACUCCCAGUCUCGUCAUGACUAUGAGGACUUCGGCGACGUGCUUGUAUUUGACAGCACGUACAAGAUGAACCGGUAUGAUGAUGGUGAAGGCAACAUAGUUGAAGUUCAUGAUCCUAUUAAAGUAUCAACGAAAGGUGCAACUAAGGUAGAUGAGAACCGCCCUAUGUCGAAAAAUGGUAGGCCAUUUUCGUACGACGAGAUCAGAAUCAGAAGCGUGGUGGGCGAAGAAGAGUAG